AUGCCACAGGAGUCCCCGUGUGCCCGGCUGCAGGUGAACCGCAUCCCACCCUCGCCAGCCCCCCGCCAGGCACCAGCAGGACCCCCGUCCCAGCCCCGUGAAGGGUUAAUUCCCCUUGGAGGAGGACGGAGGGUGAGCUCAGUCUUAAGAUGCACAUGUGUGGGGAGAGGAAAGAGGCAGCCCUGCCGGGGAGCAGCCCUUAACCCCUUCUGCACGGAGAGAGCCGGGACAGGGGACCCCCCCGCAGCAGCACACCCCCAGCCGGAGCCCACCCGGGGAGGGCCACGCCAUCGGGGGCUCCCUGGACCCCAGCCCAGGGAGCAGCAUGAGCUGCUGGAGCUGAGGCCGUCCCGCAGCAGGAGGAGGUGGGCAGAGAGCGGCCGGACCCCAAGGCGGCUUCCUCGGCGUGUGUCCCCCUCCCUGGCUCCCCCCUCCCCCCCCAAAAAGAUGUCCUUUGCCAUGCUGCGCUCGGCCCCCAGCCGCUACCUGUACCCCGAGAUCAGCAUGCUGUCGGAGGACGAGGAGAACGGCAGCGAGAGCUCGGGCUCCGACGAGAAGCCCUACCACCUGGACGCCGACGGCUUCGGCAUCAAGGCCGGCAAACGCCGGAGCGGCAAGAAACCCACCCGCAUCCACCGGGAGCCCCGGCAGCGCCACACGGCCAACGCGCGCGAGCGGGACCGCACCAACAGCGUCAACACCGCCUUCACCGCCCUCCGCACCCUCAUCCCCACCGAGCCGGCCGACAGGAAGCUCUCCAAGAUCGAGACCUUGAGACUGGCCUCCAGCUACAUCUCCCACCUGGGGAACGUGCUGCUGGUGGGGGAGGCGUGCGGGGACGGGCAGCCCUGCCACACCACCCCGGCCUUCUACCACCACGGCGGGGGCGGCAGCCCCCCCGCCCGCGACGCCGAGAACUCCCAGCCCAAACAGAUCUGCACUUUCUGCCUCAGCAACCAGAGGAAGCUGAGUAAAGACCGAGACAGGAAGACGGCGAUCCGGAGCUAGACAAUCAUCCUUGGUGGGAAGGACAACCAGGAGGAGCAAGAAGGAGGAAAGGAUGGAAAAGCCACACACACAAAACCACAGCCACGGACACUCCUGCCUUCACCCUGCUGCCGGGGACAGCCGCACGGCGUCACCCCGCAGGACCUGACCCUCACCCGGACACCCCGGUGUCCUCCCGGCCCGACGGAGGGGUGAGGAGGGACAGGAGGUGCAGACGGAGGCGGGGGACGGCAGGACUAUGGCGGGAUGGCUGGAGGAGCGCCGGCUGCAGGGACGCUCCGUCACGGCGCAGGCAAGGCGGCCGCUGCCCGGCGAGACAAAGGGGGCGAGGGGACCUGCUCCGGGGCUCUUUGGAAAAGGGGGGGGGUCCCUGCCCCCCGUCUCGGACGUGCCCCAUCCCAGGUGUGACUUGAGCAGCGUCGGAGGAACCGCUUACGGAAAGGCCCUGCUCUGCCCGUCCCCUUCCAGCUUUGAGCCACUCCAUCCCCCGACCGCUCGAGUCCCGGGGUGCUGCGUUCCUUUCGAGUUUAAUCAAUACAUGCUGGUGUUUCAUGUCAUUGAUGUGAUAAUAUAAAGCCUGAGCAAUUUGUAUAAUUAAAAAUGA
Molecule: messenger RNA, 1612 nt
Organism: Calidris pugnax (ruff)
Lineage: Eukaryota; Metazoa; Chordata; Aves; Charadriiformes; Scolopacidae
Gene: SCX
Product: scleraxis bHLH transcription factor
Exons: 3
Coding region: 1-1008 (335 amino acids)
Biological process (GO): developmental process; regulation of transcription by RNA polymerase II
Molecular function (GO): DNA-binding transcription factor activity, RNA polymerase II-specific; RNA polymerase II transcription regulatory region sequence-specific DNA binding; protein dimerization activity
Source: RefSeq, a predicted model, not a curated record